Molecule: messenger RNA, 7711 nt
Organism: Argiope bruennichi
Lineage: Eukaryota; Metazoa; Arthropoda; Arachnida; Araneae; Araneidae
Product: zinc finger protein 26-like
Exons: 4
Coding region: 1042-2394 (450 amino acids)
Source: RefSeq, a predicted model, not a curated record
UCUUAUCUCUCGAAACAAACUUCUUGCAACGACCGAAUGGCAAGCAUAAAUCUCAAAGCACUAUUUGAAAUGACCUGAAAAUGAAAAUGAAUGGAAGAAACUUCUCUGUUGAUUCGAUUUCAAGCAAACGUUUUAACGGAAAUUGUUUGUUUAGUCGGCUAAAAAAAGUUGAUGUUAUUAAGAGCUAAAACUUCUUACAGUAAAUCUCCGGUGUUUUGAAAUUAUGAAUAUGGAAAUAUAAAGGAACCAAAAAGUGAAAUAUCUCAGCACUGUUAUAUUUUAUCUUAUCUUAUCUUACAGACAAGUCAAGGCUAGCCACCUGGGGUGUGUGGUGGAUGCUAUGCACCAGGGCCCCAGGAUUGAAGGGGCCCAACAUGAUCAAGAACUAAAUUAAUAUUCUGAAUAAUAACGAAAUGGAAAAAAGAGAGGAAGAAAUUUAACUGGAAAAAUUGACUGGUUCAGAAGUAUACGAAAUUUACUGAUAUAUUACAAACUUGUGUGUCUGUUAUAAGCCUAAGAUUUUGAAGUGUGAAGAACAUUGAUGAAUGUUAAGUAAGGGAAGUGUGUCUCAGUAUCGAAAAAAGCUACCAAGUCAUCACACCCUACCGAUAAAAUCGAACAAUGAUAAGAAGGUGAGAUUACUCCAACAUCUAGAUAUCUGGAUUCCAUCAUACAACAUAUCUUUGUCUGAAUCAAUUCCUAUGAAAUUGAAAAGAAUUGGUAGAUGUUUUGAUAGUUUGCAAUUUAUGAUUUACUGUUACGACUUAUAUGUAUAAAAUAGUGAAUAUUUUUAUAGGUAUGCACAAAACAGUAAUUUUAUGCUUGUGUUUCAUGUGGUGAGGGAUAUUUUUAUUACAUACCAAUUUUUUUAAAAAAAAAUCUUUUUAUUCAUGCAAUGUAUGUAUCACAAGAAAAUUAGUCACUGUCAAAAUUUCGGUGGAAAACUGAUACAGAAGGAAAGUUUCGUGCUUGAGACCAAUGAAAUAGAAUUUUUGUGGAACAAAUUCUUUUAAAAAGACUUCUUUUUAAUUACUUACAAAAAUGGAAAAGUUAUAUAUAUGUUAUUUAUGCAAGCAAGAGUUUUCUCAACAAGAAACUCUAAGAGAGCAUUUUCUGUUACAUUCGCAAGAGAAAUCAUAUGCAUGCGAUAUUUGCAGUAAAUCUUUUCCUCAGGUGCAAAAUUUAAAGACACCUAUAUGCACGCAUAAAGGGGAUAAGCGUUAUUCAUGUGACUUAUGUGAAAAAUCUUUUUCUCGGAAUUCAGACUUAAAACGACAUUUUCUGACGCAUACUACAAACGAGAAAUCGUUUGCAUGUGACAUUUGUAAUAAAUUAUAUUCUACUAAAUCGAAUUUAAAAACACAUUUACAGAAGCAUAAGAAAGAUGAACUUGCUGCUUGCAAUAUUUACUUAAAAUCUUUUCCUCAGGAACAAAGUUUAAAUACUCCUAUAUCCUUGGAUAAGAAAGAUAAACGUUAUUCAUGUGUCUUAUGUGAAAAAACCUUUUCUCGGAAUACAGAUUUAAAAAGACAUUUUCUGACACAUACGAGUGAGAAACCGUUUAUAUGUAAUAUUUGUGGUAAAGCAUUUUCUAUUAAGUCAUAUUUAAACGGACAUUUGCGGACACAUAAGAAAGAGAAACCUUUUGCAUGUGAAAUUUGUCAUGGAACUUUUUCUCGGAAGUCAGAUUUAUUAAGACAUGUAAGGAAGUACACAAAAGAAAAACCAUUUUCAUGUAAUGUGUGUGAUAGAACAUUUUUUCAUAAUUGGGAAUUAAAAACACAUUUACAGACGCAUGUAAAGGAGAAACCGUUUACAUGUGACACUACCAAUAAAACAUUUCCUGAUAAAUCGAAUUUAAAAUCACAUUUACGGCCGCAUCAAAAGAAACUUUAUGCCUGUGACUUUUGCAAUAGAGAAUUUUCUUCUAAGUCAUAUUUAAUAGUUCAUUUACGAGUACAUACAAAAGAGAAGCCUUUUGCAUGUGACAUAUGCUAUAAAGCUUUUUCUCAACACCAGAAUUUAAAAGUACAUUUACUGAUGCAUACAAAAGAGAAGCCAUUUGCAUGUGACAUUUGUAAUAGAGCAUUUUCUACUAAGUCGAAUUUAAAUUUCCAUUUACAAACGCAUACGAAUGAAAAGCCAUAUGCAUGUGAUUUGUGUAAUAAAACAUUUUCUCGGCAAUCUUAUUUAAAAAAGCAUUUACAGACACAUACAGAUGAAAAACCAUUUGCAUGUGAAGUAUGCAACAAAUCAUUUUCUAGCAAGGCAUAUUUAAAAAUACAUUUAUUGACACAUGCAGAAGAGAAGCCAUUUGCUUGUGAAGUCUGUAACAAAUCAUUUUCUUGCCAGUGGUAUUUAAAAAUACAUUUAUCCUCACAUACAAAAGAGUAACUGUAUUCAUAUGAUAUAUGCAAUUAUGCAUAUUCUUAGCAUCAUUUACAGACAGAUUUACGUAUGCAAUCAAAAGAAAAGCCUUUUACAUCUGGUAUUUAAAGUAAAAUGUUUUCUCUGUAAUCUUAUGUGGAGGCAUACAUAUGGGAAAUUAUGCCAAAUAGCCAUUGAUACAUUUUAUGCAUUUCAGUAGUUUUCUGGGUUAAUGUUUGAUAAGAAAAUAAAUUUUGUUAUAUCUGAAUGUUUCCAAAAGUACUUUUGAAAAAUUAUGUUUUGUAAAUUGUUUAAAUUUAUUUUUUUGGCUUUUUAUUUAAUCUUAUGAUAAAUCAAAUUAGUAAAUAAAAAAUAUAUGUAUGCAUAAAAAUAUAUUUAACUAGUCAAUAAGCUUUUACAUUUUACUGCAGAUUCUUGUAAACUCAAAAGUUUCCUUCCAUUUAAGUACUGUUUAUGUGAAAGUAUUUUCUUUUGUUACAAUUUAUGUUUUCUUCAUUUAUUUUUAAUUAUUAAAUCAACCUUUAUAUAAGUUGACCGAUUUGUUUAUGAAUGAUUGUAUAUGAUUAGAUGAAUUAUUAUUAUCAUAAUUUUUGUUAUAUGUUUACUUUUUAUUCAGACAUGAUGAUAUAAUGUUAAGUUAAAAUAAUAUUAAUUGUCGAUUGCAAUGCUUUCUAUAAUGUCCAUGAAUAUGUGAUUCAAAAACUAAAUUUUGGUUGUUUUUAAUAUUUUCCCUCAGUAACUUCGAAGCUUUUUAUUGUGGGGUGAAGAUAUUCUGACAUUAUUUUAAUGAUGCUGUUCUGUUCCGAUCUAUAUGACCUAAAACAAAAUUUAUACGUUCAUUAAAAAAUAUAUAGUACAGGGAUAUUUUCAUGAAAUUUCUUGACAUCUUUGAUAAAUAAUUUGAAUAUGUACUCUUAGAGAGAUUUAUGUUUAUUUGUAUUUCGAAAGAAUAUUUUUCAAUUUAUACCUCAUGUAUCGUUCGUGUCAAUAUGACCCAAUGCAAAGAAAUCGUUUAUAUUUACUCAUACUUGUUCACUUUUCUUUGGAAUAAUUCAAAAGAAAUGAAUAACAAUAGUUUCUCUAAUUUCGAAACCUGUUUCAUUGACGUAUGUGUUUAGUCACAUGACAAAAGAGCGCAUGCGAGGUCAAAAAGUUGAUGCGAUUUGCAAGAGGCCUAACUAUUUGCUCUUAUUGCAUCGUUUUUUUUUUUCUGCUGUUUUUCAUUUUCUGAUGUACUUACAAAAGAGUUGUGCCUGUGAAUGUGAGAGAAAAAAAAAGUGAUUUAGCUAAACUAAUAAUUUAACUUCUGACAGCGAAGAAGAAGUAUCUUGGGAUUGCAAUAUCGGGAUACCGAAUACCAGUAAUUUGAGCCAUUUGUACAAUUUUGUAAUACCGGUAUUCGCAAGUUUAAAUACCGUUUUUUUCGAUAUUUACUAGAAAUUUUUGAAAUUGUCUCCACUAUAUGUUCAGCGAUCGCCAAUAUAGCAAAAUAAUAUACGUUUUUGUUUUUAUGCCUACCUAACGGGCGAAAUUAAUUAGAUUGUGAAUACAAAGUUGCAUCGUACAAUCAAGAGAAGUGAUAAAAUACUGUUUGACGACGGAUUAUAAAACACUCCGCGCUUUUGCGCAUGCGUUAGGAUGGGUUUAAUUCGGCAAAAUUGGGGUGAGAGGAAAGAUGAAAUGAGGAGAUGUUUAUAUUUAACAAUGAAGAUUCGCGGUUUUAUGAGACUUACACAUUACAGAUAAUUAGUAAUACAGAAGGGAAAAGGUACUAAUGCACAAUAAAAUAUUUCAGAUCAAUUUUUAAUAUAAGGGACAUAAACAUUACAUUAUGAAAAAUUUCUGUUUUAUACGCUGUUUAAAUAUAAUUAUUGAUUCAGAAAGAAAAAAAAAAUGGAAUGUAAGACUUACACACGUCUCAGGAAGUAUGCCAGCCGAAAAAUGUGUGGAAAUGCUUAAAUCUAAAUUAGCGGAACAUGGAUUAUCCCUAAAAGAAGAUAUUGUAUCCAUAACGACUGAUAAAGCAACAGUUAUGAAAAAAGUUGGAAAGUUGAUUAGUACAAAUCAGCAAUUGUGCUGUGCACAUGGAAUUCAGUUAAGAGUAAUAGAUGUAUUAUACCAAAAAAAUUAUGAACAGAAGAAUCCAAAUACUGUGGAUGUAGAAACUUCGGAUUCCGACUUUGAAGAGAGUGAGAGUGAUACUGACAAUGAAGAUAAUGAAAAUGUAAUUGUUAAUGAGGAUGAAAUAGUAACCCAUCAAGAAAGUUCCCAUUAUAAAGUUCGAAAAUAUGUUAAGGUAUUUAAACGUUCUCCUACAAAAAAUGUCAUAUUGCAAAAAUAUAUACUAACUGAAAAUAAAACAGAAUACAUGUUAAUAUCAGAUUCUAAAACACUGAACAAUUUACUCAUAAUGAUGGAAUGAUUUUUGAAACUGAGAAAUCCAAUCCAAAAAGCAAUAAACUUAAACCUGCAAAUUAAUUUUUCAGGUAGUGAAUUCGACUUAAUAUCCAGAACUGUAUCAGCUCUACUUCCAAUAAAACUGGCUGUUGAGGCAUUAUGUCGGAGAGAUUCUAAUUUAUUAACAGUUAAUGCAACAAUAAAUUUCAUGUUGCAGUCACUGAAAGAACAGCACACGUCACUAUUUGAAGAAUUAUAUAUUACAAUGAAAAAUCGCGCAGAAGAAAGGCAUACCGAAAUAGAAAAUGUCUUACGAUAUUUACAUAACUAUAAUGAUUUUAAAAAUGGAAAUGAAAAAUAAGAAAAGAGACUAACCAAUUCAAUUCUGAUCAAGUUUAUAGAAAAUUUUCUUAAUUUUUUUUACCCACAAACUUAUCCACAUUGAAGAAUUUGGUGCAGUUAUCAAAGAUUAUGAUGGCACAAAUGCCGAUAGUGAAAAGGAAUUGUCUGUUGAACAAAAAUUAGAAUUAGCGAUAAAAAAUUUCAACAAACCAAAAUGCAAUACAGAAAUCAGCUAUAUCCAAAACCAUCCGACAAGAAAUCGAUUUAUUUAAAGAUGAGGAAUUUAGAGGUAAAUACUUGGAAAAAGUAUAUCGCGCAUUCAUUGCUAACAGUACCACCAACUAGCGUAGAUGCCGAAAGAGCGUUUUCGACAGCUGGAAAUUUUUGCACAAGAUUAUGUUCCAGGCUUAAUGACAGUACAAUUAAUGCAUUAUGUUUUUUAAGAUCACAUUUCAAAAAUUUGUAACGGUACCACAGACUGAAUAGUGAUAUUUACAUUUUUUUGUGAUUUAAAUAAAUAAGAUGUUUCUUUACUUUUUUGUGAUUAUAUGUUAUAAUUUAUAAGUUACAAAUUAUUUUUUGUGAUAUUUAAACUCUAAUAAAACUGGCAAGUAAAACAAAGAAACACCUGUGUUUUCUUUCUUUUUCUAAAGUUUCUAAUACUGGUAUCCCGGUAUUAAGAUCUAAAAAAUACCGAAGAUAGGUAUUUUGUCCUAUAUUGUAAUCCCUAGAAGUAUCCCAGUAUGAAAAUCACACAAGUGAUGAAAUUGAGAGUGAAAUUUCUGACAACGAUUUUGAUACCGAUAUACAGCAAAUGAACUAUAAAGAAAGUAUUCAGUCCAAGAAUCGUGAAAUAAAGUGGAAGUUGGAUCAUCUGCACAUUCUUCUCAAUCAACAGCUGCUAAUAUUAUAAAAACUACUCCAGGAGUCAUAAGAUAUGCAACGGCAAGGAUAGCAGAUGUAAAAAAUGCAUUUGAAGUAGUAUUCAAUUCUACAAUUGAAGGCGAAAUCAUAAAAAUGACUAACAUUGAAGGUGAAAAGGUUUAUGGUCAAAAGUGGGACUAUAUCGAAAGUAAAACUUUUCAAGCAUUUAUAGGCUUAAUAUUGUUAGCUGGAUCAUAUGGAGGAGUGGAAAAUCAACAAAAAACUUAUGGGAUAAAGAAACUGGCAGAAAUAUACUUCGUGCGACAAUGUCCCUUGAAGCAUUUUGCAUCAUGUCGAGUGUUAUUCGUUUUGAUAAUAAAUCCACUCGUCAAGAAAGAAGAAAUUUUGAUAAAUUAGCUGCAGUGCGAGAUAUCUGAGAAAAGUGGAUAGAAACUCUACCAAAAUUAUAUAAUCCGAAUGAAAAUAUUACUGUAAAUGAACAAUUAUUAGGAUUUCAUGUUCAAUAUCCUUUCUAACUGUGUAUACCAAGUAAGCCAUCUAAAUAUGGGAUCAAAAUAUAGACUAUGUAGCAGUAAAACUUCGUAUGUACUGAAAACACAAAUUUACACUAGAAAAGAAUAAGGGUUAAAGCCAGAAAAAAAAAAUCACGGAAUGCGAGUAGUGUAUGAUCUUACUUAUGGGUAUUCGGGGCACAAUAUUAUAUGUGAUAAUUUUUUCACAUCUUACAAUUUAGGACUUCUUCUAAAACGGAGAAUGACUAUGCUUGGCACCAUUAGAAAAAAUAAAUCAGAGCUUCCUGAAAAUAUACCAAACAAAGAAGUUCGCAGCUAAUUAUUUUAUUUUACAGAAGACACAACAGUUGUAAAUUGCAUCCUAAAAAAAGCGCAUGAAUUUAUUCUUAUGAACACUUUGCAUCAUGACAAAGAAGUUAGCAACAGACCUGACAAAAAAAAAUUAAUUAUUUUAGAUUAAAAUUCAACUAAAGCAGCUGUGGAUACUCUUGAUCAAUUUUUAAGCUCGUACACUUGUAAAAGAAAACCAAAUCGCUGGUGGCCCAUGAUAGUAUUCUAUAACAUGCUUGAUACUUCUGGGUACAAUGCAUUUGUUCUAUGGACUUCAAUACAUAGUGAAUAGAGCGAAAACGAAUUGAUUAAACGAAGGCUAUUUUUGAAAGAACUUGGAAAAUCACUCAUUUUUCCACACAUUGAAGCAAGGCUAGAAUCUACCAAAAAGUGAGGGCUCAAUAAAAAUAGUGAAAAUGAAUUCAGAGAAAAAGGAAAACGUACUAUCGGGAUUUGCUGAGAAUUCUUCAGUGUGUAUCAAACGUGCAAGGUGCAAGCAUUGUCCAUCAUGCGAUGACAACAAAACUAAUAUGUUAUGCUAUAAUUGCAAAUCUCAUGUAAGAUAUUACUGUUCAAAUUGUAAAUAAAGGUAAGUUUCAAUUUCGAAUCUUUUUCUGUUAUUUUUUGUAGGUGCUUUAUAUUAUUAUUGUAAGUUUCAAUUUCAAAUAUUUUUCUCUUAUUUUUAUAGAUGCUUUUUAUUAUCAGAUCUAUUUUUAAACUUACAUUACUAUUGUUUAAACUAUUUCUUAAAUGGCACCUGUCAUUUAUUGCAAGAAAUGUUAGUUUUCUGAAUCGGGUCAUAUUGACCCGAACGCUACAUACGUGUAGUAAAUACGAACAGAACAGCAGGGUUAAAA